UGAAUUUUUGUAUGUUUUCCAGAAAUUUUUACUUUUAUUGUUAGGAAUAAGUUAUAUACGAUAGAUAUAUUAUAAGAAUUACCAUGGCGGAAAAUGAGAUAAAUGAAGUUGUUACCAUCCAACUACAUAGGGGCUCAAGUGGGCUUGGAUUUAAUAUCAGGGGAGGCAAGGACCAAUCACAUUUACCGAAUGAUCACGGAAUAUUUGUGACCAAAAUUAGGGAAACUGGUGCAGCAGCACAAGAUGGCACAUUAGAAGAGGGUGAUAAAAUUAUUGAAAUUAACGGUUCCAACAUGGAAAAUUUGAAUCAUAACGAUGCAGUCAAUUUAUUCUUGAGUGCGGGUGAUGACGUCACUCUUAAAAUAUGGCGAGGUGCGGAAAGAAUUCGAAUGGAUGAAUAUGCAAGAUAUCUAGAUGAAUUGAAAGCUGCUAAACAAAGAAAAGUAAUCCUUGCAACAAUGGGAUCCGCUGUUUUGGUGUUUGCACUCGUGUAUUAUAGAAAAAAUAUCUUUAGUAGUCUCAAAGACAUUGUCUCUAAACUCGGUUUUGGUUCUUCAGUUUAAAUUAAAGACAUCGACUAGUUCAACAAAUACUUAUUGUAAAGUAAAAUUGAUGAGAAAGAAAUAAUUAAUAAACUACGACUAAGCAAUGAUAAAAACAAUACAUACAAUAUAUCUGAAAUAGAAAUAAUGUCUGCCAAUCUCCUUCAAAAUCUUCCAAUUGUAGCCCUAUUUUUAUUUUGCUGGUAAGCACAAAUAUUCUAAGUGGCAUUGGACUAUUGAUUUUGUUUUUAUUUUUUAGUUAAGAUGUUUUUUUAUGAAAGAAUAGGGCCACAACACAACAGAUUGGCCUAUAUAGUAAUUGGUCCAUGCUUUAUGGGUCUAUGAUUUCGAGCGAUGUUCUGAUUUGGACAACUUAUGCAACCGAAAUACAUUGAUUCAGUACACUUUGCAAGUAGAUUUCUCAAAUUUAUUAGGCUUGUGUUCAACAUUUUAAUGAGGUGUUCCCAUCCCCAGCCUGGCAAUAUUAUAUGCUUACUAUCCCGAUGUCAAAAAUAUAAACCAUAAUAUGUUCUAUUUAGUAUUUAUUAUUAGCUUUGUUGUAUCAUUUAUAACAGCUUUUGUAAUAAUUUUUUGCCUGUAUAUGUUAGGGUAUUUUAUUGAUAUACAUUUAAAUGCUUUGUAUGUGGGCAUUGGAUUUUUUCGGAUUUCUCGAAAUAAGGUUCAAUUCUUAGAAACUGGCAAGUACAAAAUGCAAGGCAAUUUUACAAAGUAAAAUCUAGUGACCACUGCUGUACUGUGUUGCGAAUUGCAAUUAUUAAAAAUUUUAGAAUAUUUUCAUGAAUAGUGCAAAUGUGUAAAUUAUUUUAAUAAAAUGAUAUAGUGGAGUAAUGUUUCUUGCAUCCCAGUUUGAUGAUACAAUAUGCCAAUGAAGCAUGCUCUUUAAUUAAUGCUACCAAAGAUCCAUCAUACAAUUUCUGUUAAAGUAACAUACCGUACUACCGAUUGUCACUUUAAAAAAUCUUAUGUGGAAGCCAAGCUCAUAAUAUUGUCCGUUGAAACUGUCAAAUAUUCAUUUUAUUUAUAUACAAGAAACAAUGCUUUUGACUAUUGUUUGCAGGGUAAUAUAAUUCAAAUAUACGUUAUACAAUCUUUGAUUUGUUAAUCAUUUCAAUUUAAAAUGAUAUAUUUAGUUUUAAAAGUAGAAGUCUCAAAUGCAAAUAUAUUUGAGAACUCUGGGGCCAACCAACACUUCAAGAAUACCGUUUGGAAUUGGGAACUGGAAAAAUUUAAUUUAUUUUUUGUAUGUUUGACCAAUUCCAAUGCUCUAUUGCCAAUUUUUUGUUUGAAUGUAUUUUUGAGUUGACCUGUGUUCUAUGUUUUAUUUGAAAUUUAUCAAUGAUUGUGUUGUGAUUUUUCAG
Molecule: messenger RNA, 1921 nt
Organism: Styela clava
Lineage: Eukaryota; Metazoa; Chordata; Ascidiacea; Stolidobranchia; Styelidae
Product: synaptojanin-2-binding protein-like
Biological process (GO): embryo development; cell-cell adhesion; receptor localization to synapse
Cellular component (GO): cell junction; basolateral plasma membrane
Molecular function (GO): protein kinase binding
Source: RefSeq, a predicted model, not a curated record